Molecule: messenger RNA, 3369 nt
Organism: Cyprinus carpio (common carp)
Lineage: Eukaryota; Metazoa; Chordata; Actinopteri; Cypriniformes; Cyprinidae
Biological process (GO): chemotaxis; phospholipase C-activating G protein-coupled receptor signaling pathway; complement receptor mediated signaling pathway
Cellular component (GO): plasma membrane
Molecular function (GO): complement receptor activity; G protein-coupled receptor activity
Source: RefSeq, a predicted model, not a curated record
UACAUCAGUUGAAAGCUUAUUUAUUCAAAUACCCUGGUUGUUUUGUGGUCCAGGGUCACAUAUCAGUUUUUUUUUUUUUUUUUUUUUUUUGUGUGUGUGUGUGUGUGUGUGUGUGUUGUAUUUGUCAUGUUUAUCUGUAUUUUAACCAUUAAGUGCACCUCUGUGUAGAAUAAAAUUGUGUAUGUUUAUAAAAACAAGUUUUGCUGUUUAUUUUUUUUUUUUCCCCAAAGAAACUUUGUCACACAGUUGUUGUGAAGUGUUCGUCUUUGCAAAAUGUACACACAAUGUUUUUCCUCAAAUGAUUAUUACUAAAUGCAAUUUAAAGCAAUAAAAUGCAUCAGUACCACUAUUGAAAAUUAUUUUUAGUUCAGAUUCUUGUCUAACAGUUCUGUCCAAUCACAUUACAAUAAUAUGACAUUAAAAAAGAAGAACAGUAUCUGCUGAUUCAAAUAUAGCUGGACAGACAUCAGCCAAUGAGUCUUCCAUGACACCUUUUAAGUUUAAAAAGUUUAAAGACCAAAGACUGCAUCAAACAUUGUGUAAAAGUGCUUACACAACACUGCUAAGGAAAAGGCUUGGCACACCACACUUUGCAAUCAUUUCCUGGCUAUAAGGGAUGCAAAAAUAGACGAGCUGAAUCACAUCUGUUGUAGCAGAGCAGCACUUCACAACCAGAAAUUCUGAGAGCUGAAAUGGAGAAAGUUGACUACAAUUACUCUGAGACCGACUGGUGGGAGGGGGAUGUAAACUCUACCCCUUUUGUGCUCCCCACUGAACCGCCACUGUCCAGGAUUGGUACCCGGCACUGGAUCGCUUUGGUCUGCUACCUCAUUGUGUUCCUGCUGGGUGUCCCCGGGAAUGCUCUGGUGGUGUGGGUGACCGCGUUCAGAAUGCCAAACUCUGUAAAUGCACAGUGGUUUCUGAAUCUGGCCAUCGCGGAUUUGCUGUGCUGCUUAUCAUUGCCUCUCCUCAUGGUGCCGCUCGCCCAGGACCAGCACUGGCCUUAUGGUGCUUUAGGUUGCAAAUUACUCAGUGGUUUGUUCUACAUGAUGAUGUACUGCAGUGUUCUGCUCCUGGUCGUGAUCAGCUUGGACCGUUUCCUACUGGUGACCAAACCGGUGUGGUGCCAGAACCACAGGAACACCAAGCAGGCCCGCUGCGUAUGUUUGGUCAUCUGGAUUCUCGCUCUCCUGGCCGGUUCUCCUCAGUUUGCUCACAUGGAGAUUCAUGAAAUGAGCAAGACUAAAAUAUUGUGCAAAGGCAGCUACAGUGACUUAGGUUAUGCAUGGACCGUAACUCUUACCCGCUUUUUUCUGUCUUUUCUGCUGCCUUUCCUGAUCAUCUGUAUCAGCCAUUGGAAGGUUUUCCUCACAACGAGCUCUGGACGAGGCAGCGACAAGUCGGCCCGGACGCUACGUGUCAUCCUGGCAUUGGUGCUCAGCUUCUUCCUGUGCUGGAUUCCUUUGAACAUCGUGGAUAUUCUGAUGUUAAUGACGCAAAAAACAUCAGAAAGCUUUAUAGCCAACCUGAAUCUAGCCCAUGUGCUGACGCUCUGCUUGGCUUACAUUAACAGCUGUCUGAACCCGCUGCUCUACGUAUGUCUUGGCCGCGGUUUUAAGCAAAAUCUAAUUAACUCUCUGCGGAGUGUGCUUCACUUCGCAUCCGAGGCACCGCCCCAUCGAAUCAGCAUGACUACAGUCAGUAAAUCAACCACAGAUGGGUUCAGAGAGAAGCCCUUAUGAAAUCUUUGCAUGGAGAUAUGGAUCAUAAUCUUUGUCUUCAAAUACCACUCUCUGAAAUCAUUUGUAGGUUUAAAUAAUAUUUUUUUCAUGAUUGCAGAAUGCUGCACAUCAAAGAUGUACAAACUUGUUCACCAAUAUUGUUCUAUUAUAUUAACAAUAAUCUUUUUAAACAUCCGUGACAUUCCCACACAAUUUUUGCAAACACCAAUUCAUAACCAGUUCCUGUCACAGCUAAGCAAAGACAGCAGUGCACACUUAGGUAUGUUUGCAUGCACUAAUUUUCACCAAUCAGAAUAAAUCUGAUUUGAUUUCAGAUUCUGGAAGUUGUGUUUAUAUGAACAUAUCUAUGUUAUAUAAGUAGCUAUGUCAGAAGAGAUAUAAUUAGUAAAUUAGUCAAAUUUGGAAAUUUCUCCUUCUCAUUCACUGAUCAGUAGUAAACACGCAUUAAGGUAGGGUGACCAUAUUUAAGUUCUUUCAAAAAGAGGACAGUGGGUGCGGGUGGAGCUGGGGUGUGGUUGGCUGGUGGUUAAAGUAGUGCCCAAAGUAGUACAAUGACCACAUUCCAAAUAUCAAAACAAAAAUAUGCCAUUUCCAAACCUAAAAUACUGUACAUAUUUUUCAGUCACUGUUAUGCAUAUUGAUCAUAAACACAGCUAAAAAGCUUCCUACCAGUGGCCAUCCUUCACAAAACUUAACAGCACAGUUUUUUUCAUAGGUAGAAUGCAAAUUUUUUCAAUACAAGUAUUUCAGUCAAAUGCAGGGGCAUAAAUUUCGUGUAACAGUUGGGGGGUGGGGGGGGGGCACAAAUAAUACAGCUAAAAUUGUACUUGUAAGGAUAUGUAUACACAGAGAAAAGCCGUACUACUAAUAGUGCUGCAGAGAGGCCGUGCCAAAUAAGACAACGUCAAGCUGUUGUGGUCACGCUGUGACAGCUCUCGUGUCCGUUGUUGACAUUACUAUCCAUCACAGUGUUUCCAAGUCCGUGGUUUUCCCAUAGAAUUGGGCUGCUUUAUCACUGUUGCCGCAGGCUGUUUUUCAUGUUUGUUGAAACGACCCCAAUAAAGUGUAUUUUGUAUUAUGUGUAUAUUCGCAAGGCAACUCUUUUAAUGUUUUUAUAUAUAUUAGUGUGAGAAGCUGAACUUGCCAGGCGUCUUUGUCCUUCUUGGUUGUAAAUGCCUGUUGCUCAUGAGCUUGACAAACCAGUAGUAAAUCAUUAUUAUGGACACAUAAUAAAUACUGCAUUAUACUGGAUAUUCUUAUCUUAACAAAAAGUUGGGGUACUUAUGGCAAUAAAUAAAUAAAUAAAUAAUAAAAAAAAUAAAAAAAUUAAGAGUGCUUCUGAAAACCUUUGUCUUCAUUUUAUUUCAAAGCCAAGAUGUUUUCUGGAUAUGGGUUAGCAACCUUUCUCACUGCACUACAAGGCAGUCAAAGUCGAGUAAUGAACAGAAUUCAUAUGCCUUAUAUCCUCUGCUGCUUUUACAAUGUGUAUUAUAACUAUCAUAAGUUUGUGUUACUGUAUCAUUUGUAUCUCACUGCUUAUCUGACACUUUUUUAGCCAUUUGUAUAAUUAAUAUGAGUCUGUAUGCAUACUGAUAAAAUAAAAUAAAGAUACAAAGGUUUAAACACC